This is a messenger RNA of Triticum aestivum (bread wheat), 1176 nucleotides long. Its product is annotated as zinc finger protein 2. The record is from RefSeq and is a predicted model, not a curated record. Gene Ontology annotation, molecular function: DNA-binding transcription factor activity. Bases 201 to 575 code for a protein of 124 amino acids. The transcript has a single exon. NCBI's taxonomy places the organism in Eukaryota, Viridiplantae, Streptophyta, Magnoliopsida, Poales, Poaceae.
UACUUCCUCUCCUCCUCUCUACUCCCUUCUAGGGUUGUGCUGUACCGCUUAAAUCAUUUGGGUGGGAAACUGGGGGCACUGCCGUACGCAUCGAUUCUCCUCGACAACUAGAAUACACAAGCUAGCUAGCUAGUUUGCACCUGCUGAGACCCCCGUUCGCACCACCUUUGCGCCUUUACCGCCUGCCGGCCGUUCGCCAUAUGGAGUCCAACGGCGGCGAGGGAGAGUGCGACAUCGACCUCAACCUCUCCCUGCAUCGGGCGUCGUCGCCGGAGCCGCUGGGCUACUUCACCUGCACCUACUGCGACAAGAAGUUCUACUCCUCCCAAGCGCUGGGCGGCCACCAGAACGCCCACAAGUUCGAGCGCAGCGUCGCCAAACGCACGCGGGAGCUGGCCGCCGCGCGCCGCCACGGCCACGCGGGCCGGGUCGGCGCCGGCGAGGAGGGCAGCAGGGGAGGGAAGGACCCGACCAGCAAUGCCGCGGGGAGCUCCUCGCACAGGAGGGUGUCGCCGCCGGAGGCAGCUCGCCGGGACCUCAUCACCGAGGAGAUCGAUCUGUCUCUCAAGCUCUGAUAUUACUGGAUCGAGGUUCUUGUCACUGCAAACUUAUGGUCUAUUCGCCUUAUUACUGGGUUCUUGUGAUUUCUUACUCAUUUUAUGUCUAGAAUGAAAGUAUGAAACCUCGCAUAGAGCUUCUUCUCCCUUUUCUUUUGCUAUUUUUUUACCGGGGCACAAUUUACUAUAUAAGUACUACUACUCAUAAGCAAGGCAAAGACAUACUAUGGUGAGAUACACUGCUCCAGAAUGGCCGCAUACGGUAUGUUACAAAGUUACUGCCCGAGUUACAAGGAUGAAAACAGCAUAUUACUAGGCGAGACAUGGACACAUGCAGUACUAGCCAUGCCAUGCAGCGAAGCAGCUGCAGGCGUAGCAUCAUAGCCAACAGAUAGCUAAGCCUCAUCAAUAAUUCUUGUAAAGCAAAUCUGUGGGUGGUUCUCUGUAGUUGUGUGGUCCAGUCGGCCUUCCAAUAGGAUAGGAUCCCCCUGUCGCUGCUGCUCCUUGUUCUGUACCGUGCAUAAAACACGUGACUUAUUACCUUCCUCUGUCGUUAUUGGGAUAGUGAUACCAACUGAAUAACUGUAAUAAUUUGAAGUGAUGGGGAGGUUGCAACAGG